AAACAUACUGCUUUUGCUACCUUUCCCAGUGAAAACGCAGCUGUGAAGGCUUUGUCAAGACUGCAUCAGCUGAAACUUUUAGGUCACACCUUAGUUGUUGAAUUUGCGAAGGAGCAAGAUAGUGUGCAGGUACUUAGCCAGCCUUCUGUCUCAGAGAAGUGUAAGAGUUUAGAAGAACCAGUGAAAGAAGAAGAGAAAAAAGAACCAAACUGUGUUAAAAUAGAGAAUGGAAUUGCACCCAACCAUGGCCUCACCUUUCCCAUCAAUUCUUGUCUCAAGUAUUUGUAUCCACCGCCUUCAAGUACAAUUCUAGCAAAUAUAGCAAAUGCCUUGGCAAGUGUGCCCAAAUUUUAUGUUCAGGUACUUCAUCUUAUGAAUAAAAUGAAUCUUCCACCACCUUUUGGACCAAUUACCGCUCGCCCUCCCAUGUAUGAAGAGUAUUUACCAGUGCCUGUGCCACCUCCCCCAGUCCCACCUCUGCCUCCUGAAGAGCCUCCUUUGCCAGAAGAGGAAGAAGAGCAACUAUCUAGUGGAGAUGAAUCAGAAUAUGAAAGUGAUAAUGAGGAGGAAAAGGAGAGAAUGACCAAGUUGAUGGAAUUAGCAACCCUUCAGCCUAAAAGACCAAUAAACACGAAGAGACGUGGUGUCAGAAAAAAGCAAAGAAUUAAAGACUUACUGAAUGUUCCUAUGUGUACUCCCCACAGUAAUUUGCACCCUACACUGUCACCUUCAGAUGUGUUUGAGCAGCCACAACAUGUAGGUCAUAAAAAAAUCGAGUUCCACAUUACUACUGACAUCCCAGCUGUUCUUCAGAUAAACUCGGAAAAGGACGAAAAAAAUGACCUUUAUGCAAGCACAGAAGAAAUCAAUAAUACAGGCUUUGGAAGGAUUUUUCCAGCUCCUAGCUCAAAUAAUAAAAUGGAAACUGAAGAGGAGGAGGAUGAAAUACCAUCAGAAUUUAUUUCUAGAAGGGAUCUAGAAAAAAACAGGCUUUCUAGAGAAGAAAUGGAAAAGUUUUCUGUUUUCAAAAACUAUGAGCCAGGUGAUCCAAACUGCAGGAUAUAUGUGAAGAAUUUAGCUAAACAAGUUCAAGAAAAGGAUCUCAAGUUCAUUUUUGGAAGAUAUGUUGACUUCCAGUCAGAAGUGGAACGAAAUAUGUUUGAUAUACGUUUGAUGAAAGAAGGCCGUAUGAAGGGACAGGCUUUCAUUGGGCUUCCUAAUGAAAAAGCAGCUGCUAAAGCUUUAAAAGAAGUGAAUGGAUACGUCUUAUUUGAAAAACCCAUGGUGGUUCAAUUUGCUCGUUCAGCUAGACCAAAACAGGAUGCCAAUGAAGGGAAAAGAAAAAAGUAG
Messenger RNA from Tauraco erythrolophus (red-crested turaco), 1350 nucleotides. Lineage: Eukaryota; Metazoa; Chordata; Aves; Musophagiformes; Musophagidae. The record is from RefSeq and is a predicted model, not a curated record.